Gryllus bimaculatus (two-spotted cricket) is the source of this 552-nucleotide messenger RNA. Lineage: Eukaryota; Metazoa; Arthropoda; Insecta; Orthoptera; Gryllidae. The record is from the annotation of a GenBank genome assembly.
AUGCCAAACGUCGCUAAGAAGGAGGAGGAAAGAGGGAUUGAUGUGCAAAGUGAUCUUAGGAGUAAUCAACCUGUUGUGAAAAAUACUUCCCUUGCCCCAAUUAGAAUUUGGACUGCUGUCCUCCAGCGCGCCUGCCGUGCUGAGCGCUCGCUGCCGCCGUCGCCGCCCCCGCCCCCGAGGAUGCGCUGCUGGCGCCGCGUGCGUCCGCUUCACGUCAAGGUGGUGCUUUUGGACGAGCAGGAGCUCAUUCAAGAGAUGCAGAAACGAGACAUUUCGUCGCAACGGUUCGCUUCGCCCGAGGAAGCCGCCUCAUGCUCACGCGGAAGGCAGCGGCCACGGGCGCAGAGACAUCAACGACCUGUUAGACGACGAGCCCCGGGCGGCCCGGGCGGGCGCGAGUCAGCUGCGAGCGGCGCGCACGACCACGCGCGCAGAGCGGCGCAGAGCGGCGCAGAGCGGCGCAGAGCGGCGCAGAGCGGCGCAGAGCGGCGCAGAGCGGCGCAGGUGGAAGCGGCCCAAGGGCGCCUCGACAGAUGCGAAGAACCUCAUUAA